GCCUUAAAAUAUAAAAUAAACUAAAUAUUUGGACAUAGCAUAGCUAGAACUGUGAAACUUAAAACAUGGAAAAAGAAAACAAAGUUGGGAAUUGAUCUCUGGCCAUUUAUUAUACAUACAAGGAAAAAAUCACUCUUCUUUUACGAGUAGGACCAAAAGAAAGGUUGAAUAUAUUUUGCCACCUCUAAAUUCUAAUAUAUAAUUUUGGAAGGAAGCGAACUGUAGCUAAGGAGGAGAUCCUCUCCUGCGGACGCGACUAGGUGAGCUCCCUCUUAUUUUGUCCUCUUGUAUUCAGUAUGAAAGGGACGUACACUAUGCUUGAGUCCUCUUCUUUAUUUUAUCUUCUUGUAUUCAAUAUGAAAGUGGCGUGCACUAUGCUUGGGUCCCUAUAGUCGGUGUGCACUGUUGUUUCCCCGUAAUUGCUUUAUUGGAGGCUUUUAAUCCCGUUGCAUGUACUUGUACCGUCACAUAGCUGCCCAUUUCCUUUCCUAUAUAACCGUCCAUAUCUUUGAAGGAGAGUCUCACAAUUUCUUCCUUUCUCGAGCCAUUAUGUGUUCUUUCAUUCUUUUUUUUUCGUUCUACUUGUUUCUUCCACAGUUGCAUGUUUGUUCAUGGGAUGGUCAUUUCAUGGAAUUCCUCGACCGCAUGGUUGAUGUUCUCUCUAUCCAUUUUGUGUGGUUUCUCAAAAGUUGUAUCCUUCCUUUUUAAGUAAUGAUGUGACUGGUUGGGUAGGGUGAGAUAUUUGUUGCUGCACAAAAAGAUGCAUAUUCCUAUUGCUGCUCUGUCAUUAUUUCCACCGCCGCCGCCAGGUUUACCACAAUGGCUCGUUGGAAAGGACCAUUCUCAUAAGUCCAUUGUUGGUUUGUUUAUCUUCUGUUUAGGUGAGAAAGUUACCAUUUUUUAAAAAGGAAAAUGGUUCCAUGGUGGAUUGCAAUUUCAGGGGUAGCACCAUAUGUCCCCUCGCUUUCCGAGGUGCCAGCUUUUAAAGGUGUCUCCAUUUGUUUAGGAGUUUGCAAGAAGCACAAUCUGACCUACAACUGUGCCUCGUUCUGGAUGGCGAAUGUCUUCACCUACAACACACUCGGAGCCGUCGCGUUGCAAGACAAGGACGUAUCCAACCCUGUGCCAAAGAAUCUGGUGUGGGAAGCUCUCAACACUCAUGGUUGACGAUGACGAUAUAGGGAUCUUUGAAGUUUUUUUCUGGGAUGUUUUCGGCUUAUGCAGCUCGAUGUAAUUGUUCCCAUGUGUUGGUGUGGCAUUAAUUCUUGCAUUUUGUUGUGUCACCUUGUACGCUAGAUUUGGUUUGGUUGAGAUUGAACUCUGGAAAAACAGAAGCACUGAGAUUUUGAUCUAAGCUGGAAAAAUGAGUAAGGAAGUUGGAUAUGCUCACUAGACACUAGACACUAGCUUAUGUUUAUGUAUUAUUACCUUUGCUCCCACUUCUCAACCAUUCUCAUUAUGCCAUGCACUAAUGCAAACCUCUGUUCGAAAAUGAGAGGCGCCCCCCAACACUUCAGACUAGCCGACUCAAUUAUAAGGUGUGAUAUUGCAAGCGAUCCACCAACCUAUAUCACCUUAUCCAGAUUCGAUGGAUUUGCCAGUUUAGCCGUGCAUCUUAAUUAUGAUUAUCGUACUUGCAGCGAGCGGGGAUUCAAAGCUGUUUUUAAUAAACAUGCUAGAGUUUU
This is a messenger RNA of Linum trigynum, 1685 nucleotides long. The record is from the annotation of a GenBank genome assembly. Lineage: Eukaryota; Viridiplantae; Streptophyta; Magnoliopsida; Malpighiales; Linaceae.